This is a messenger RNA of Arvicola amphibius (Eurasian water vole), 1976 nucleotides long. It is a transcript of the gene Tpk1, whose product is annotated as thiamin pyrophosphokinase 1. NCBI's taxonomy places the organism in Eukaryota, Metazoa, Chordata, Mammalia, Rodentia, Cricetidae. Gene Ontology annotation, biological process: thiamine diphosphate biosynthetic process; thiamine metabolic process. The transcript is spliced from 9 exons. Bases 137 to 868 code for a protein of 243 amino acids. Gene Ontology annotation, molecular function: ATP binding; thiamine diphosphokinase activity; thiamine binding. The record is from RefSeq and is a predicted model, not a curated record.
CGAGCAGCCCUCCUCCCGCGGACACGCGGCGCGCCUCAGGCCCCGCAGCCGAGCGCCGAGCGGCCGAUCCGUCGCUCCCGCAGCCCGCGCUCGCCUCGCUCGUGGCUCCACCCGCCGUCGUAACCCAUAACCCGCUAUGGAGCAUGCAUUUACCCCGCUGGAGCCCCUGCUACCCACGGGAAAUUUGAAAUAUUGCCUUGUGAUUCUUAAUCAGCCUUUGGACACAUGCUUUCGCCAUCUUUGGAAAAAAGCUCUCUUCAGAGCCUGUGCUGAUGGAGGUGCCAACCGCUUAUAUGACCUCACCGAAGGAGAAAGAGAAAGCUUUUUGCCUGAAUUCAUCAAUGGGGACUUUGAUUCUAUUAGGCCUGAAGUCAGAGAGUUCUACACCGAGAAGGGCUGUGAUCUUAUUUCAACUCCUGACCAAGAUCAUACUGAUUUUACCAAGUGUCUUCAAGUGCUCCAAAGGAAGAUAGAAGAAAAAGAGUUGCAGGUUGACAUGAUCGUGACCCUGGGAGGACUUGGUGGGCGUUUUGACCAGAUAAUGUCAUCUGUGAAUACCCUUUUCCAAGCCACUCACAUCACCCCUUUGCCAAUUAUAAUAAUCCAAGAGGAAUCUCUCAUCUACCUCCUCCAACCAGGAAAGCACAGGCUCCACGUAGACACUGGAUUAGAAGGCAGCUGGUGUGGCCUUAUUCCUGUUGGACAGCACUGCAACCAGGUGACGACAACAGGCCUGAAAUGGAACCUCACAAAUGAUGUGCUUGCCUUUGGAACGCUGGUCAGUACUUCUAACACCUACGAUGGGUCUGGGGUCGUGACUGUGGAAACUGACCACCCUCUUCUCUGGACCAUGGCCAUCAAAAUCUAACCUAUAGGGUGACACCCAUCAUGUGCCUCUGCCUUCCCUUAUCUGCUCAGUGGUUCAUUGUUCACUGUGAACAAUCACCUCAGUGUGCCGAGUUCUAAAUGUUUCCAUAGGAAGCUCUGAGCUGUCAAGAUGUUGGGGUUAGGGUACAGCUGAGCAGAGGAGCACUUGCUGCACAAGGGCAAGGCCUUGGGGAUCAACCCUCAGUACCACAAAAUAGAGAUGUUGGUGUUUAAACUUUCUAUAAAUGGUAUCUCAAUUUUAGAUUAAGAGAAAAUUAUGUUCUAUCAAAGUAAAUAAGCUUUAUUAUGCUAUAUUGGAAAGCUAAUGUAAAUCAUUAAAUUAUAUAAUUUAGUUCUGCUCAUUUUCAUUUAAUUAAUCAGUCCAUUUACCUUAAAAAUAUCUCUUUUUAAUUUCGAAGCACCAAAAACUGUUGUCAGUGUUGCCUUGGAGUCUAGCACUUCCUUAAAUGCCUGACAACGAGGGCUACCUACCUCUGAGUAUCUCCUACCAUCGGAGUCCUCUCUGUAAUGUAUAUCAUCUUCCCGUGCUAUGACAGGAUGGCACCGUUUCAUUUUGACAUGAUGUUUUAAAGGAUAAGAAUCACUGACUUAAUAGUUAGAUUUGAAAGCAAGCAGUUACAUGGGCUGUGGGUAAAUGAGAAGUGGUAAUUCAUGAGGCCCUCAUACAUUAACACCCCAAAACUUAAAAGUAAGCACUCUGAGUUUUGGAAAUGCACAGGCCUUUAUGAAAAUCAUGUUACACACCCAUAAGGUUUUUGCGGAGAAAUCUUUAUCUUAAAUACUCAGUCACUUUUAACAUACCUCACACUAAAAGAUGAAAAUUAAUUCGUGGACUAUACGUUUCCUGAAAUCACCAGAAAAUUAGUGUGCUUUGGAGAUAAAUGAACACAGCUUGCUGAGGAAUCAGCUCCUGAGGCCUGUUUCUUCAUCCUAGUCCACCAUGUGCCUGGUUCCUGACCCUCUUCUAGCUGUGAAGUAGAAGGGGCUGUAAUCAUUGAGUGUGGGAAAGAAUCCCAGCUACGAACUCUAAAUGCUAACACAUUACAGUUGUAGAGCAGAUAAGCUUGCUGGUGCAUAAUUAUGUCUCU